UUCCAACCGGAAGUAAGCCCUUUUCUUUCCCCCCUCCCGGGCUCCGGAAACGCGCGCGGCGCCCCGAGUUAUUGUGCGCGGGAGAGGGCAAGAUGGCGGCCAAUAUGUACCGGGUGGGAGAUUAUGUGUACUUUGAAAAUUCUUCCAGUAACCCGUAUCUGAUCAGGAGGAUAGAGGAACUUAACAAGACAGCCAACGGCAAUGUUGAAGCAAAGGUGGUCUGUCUUUUUCGUCGCAGAGAUAUCUCCAGCAGUUUGAAUAGUCUUGCAGAUAGUAAUGCUCGAGAGUUUGAGGAUGAGUCUAAGCAGCCUGUGGUGGGAGAACCACAGAGACACCAGCUUAAACACAGAGAGCUUUUCCUCUCCAGGCAAUUUGAAUCCUUGCCUGCAACACACAUCCGCGGGAAGUGCAGUGUGACUCUUCUAAAUGAGACUGAUAUCUUAAGCCAGUACCUGGAAAAAGAGGACUGCUUCUUCUACUCGCUUGUGUUUGACCCUGUGCAAAAAACACUGUUGGCUGAUCAGGGAGAAAUUCGUGUUGGGUCAAAGUACCAGGCAGAUAUUCCAGACCAGCUUGCAGAAGGCGAGUCUGAUAACCGGAACCAGCAGAAGAUGGAAAUGAAAGUUUGGGAUCCAGAGAAUCCUCUGACAGACAGGCAAAUAGAUCAAUUUUUGGUGGUGGCCAGAGCGGUUGGAACAUUUGCAAGAGCUUUAGACUGUAGCAGUUCUAUCAGACAACCAAGUUUACAUAUGAGCGCAGCUGCUGCAUCCCGUGACAUCACACUGUUUCAUGCAAUGGACACACUACAAAGGAACGGAUACGAUUUGGCCCGUGCAAUGUCUACACUGGUUCCUCAAGGUGGCCCAGUUCUGUGCCGGGACGAGAUGGAAGAAUGGUCAGCAUCAGAAGCUAUGCUAUUUGAGGAGGCCCUUGAGAAAUAUGGCAAGGACUUCAAUGACAUCCGGCAAGACUUUCUCCCCUGGAAGUCACUCGCAAGCAUUGUACAGUUUUACUACAUGUGGAAAACCACAGACAGAUAUAUCCAGCAGAAACGACUGAAGGCAGCAGAGGCUGAUAGCAAAUUGAAACAAGUCUAUAUACCUACAUACACCAAACCUAACCCCAAUCAGAUUAUUUCUGUUGGAUCUAAACCUGGACUUAAUGGUGCUGGCUUUCAGAAAGGGCUGACCUGUGAGAGCUGCCACACAACCGUCUCUGCUCAGUGGUAUGCCUGGGGUCCACCUAACAUGCAAUGUCGCCUUUGUGCUUCAUGCUGGAUCUACUGGAAAAAGUAUGGAGGGCUUAAAACUCCAACUCAACUUGAGGGUGCAGCACGGAAUGUUGGGGAAUCACAUUCACGAGGUCAUCUCUCAAGUCAGAGUAUAUCCCCUUAUACCACCAGCGCCAACCGCGCUAAACUACUGGCUAAGAACCGUCAGACUUUCCUUCUCCAAACGACCAAACUGACUCGCAUUGCUCGGCGGAUGUGCAGAGAUAUUCUGCAGCCAAGAAGAGCUGCUCGUCGACCCUAUGCACCUAUCAAUUCUAAUUCGAUCAAAGCAGAAUGUUCUAUUCGACUUCCAAAAGCGUCUAAAACACCCUUGAAAAUUUUGCCUCUGGUGCGUCCUCCCUUGGCUGCAAUCGUAAAAGAAUUAGCUGCCCAGGCUCCUCUGAAACCGAAAACCCCACGAGGAACAAAGACUCCAAUAAAUCGAAACCAGCUGACACAAAGCAGAGGUCUUAGUGUGCUACCCUCCAAGAGAACAUAUGAUGCAGUGUCUGGGGUGGGGGUGGUCCCUCCAUUCUCAGCAAAUGGCCGAUCCUUCUCCUCGGGUGUCCGAUCCAGCACUCAGCCCACUGUCAAGAGGCAGAAACUCAACCUUGCCGAUGCCCCUAAUCCUGUAGUGUUUGUGGCUACUAAAGACACAAGAUGUUUAAGGAAAUCUUUGUCACACAUGGAGAUGCGUAGAGCUGCUCGGCGUCCCAAUCAACCCCUUAAACUUAAGAUACCGUUGCCAACGCCACGGCCCGUUCAUCAUCCCACCCUCAGUGCAGCGCAUCCUGCCAGUACAAGUGAGCCUAUAGUGCUGGAGGACUGAGGGAAUCCUAGAGUCGUCCUAAUCCAGAGAGUUUGCCCUGCAACCUUUCAACUACCGGUGCUGUUCAGCCAGUAUAUACCAAUCAUUCAAUUGUGUUGGAAGACAGAGGGAGAGGGAACAGCAAGACCGAUCCUUUUGAAAUUUAUACAUUACAAACUGUCCACACAGCAGCAUCAAGGACACUUUUUUUUUUCCUCUUUAACAUCUUGUUUCCUUACAUUCUUCCCAUCUCCUUUAUUUUUAAUAUAUAUUUUCCUCUCCCCAACCCUACCCCUUUCCAGUUUGUCGGCUCUCUUAAACCUAGCUCAUUUUCCCAGUUUUUUUUUUUUUUUUUUUUAUAAUUAUUCUUUAGGUUUGUUUUUUGCUUUUUUGUACAAGGAAAACUGUAAUUCCACCAGUAAACGGAGAAAAGACAA
This is a messenger RNA of Pelobates fuscus (common spadefoot toad), 2515 nucleotides long. RefSeq names its product metastasis associated 1 family member 2 (gene MTA2). Lineage: Eukaryota; Metazoa; Chordata; Amphibia; Anura; Pelobatidae. The transcript has 18 exons. Gene Ontology annotation, molecular function: transcription corepressor activity; sequence-specific DNA binding; chromatin binding. The record is from RefSeq and is a predicted model, not a curated record. Gene Ontology annotation, cellular component: nucleoplasm; NuRD complex. The coding region runs from base 93 to 2099 and encodes 668 amino acids. Gene Ontology annotation, biological process: negative regulation of transcription by RNA polymerase II.